CGGCGAUGGCCUUUCUCGCCGGCUCGGUCUCGGCCGAGGCUGCGGCGGUGCUUAGGACCCGCAAGCCAGGCACGGUCCGUCAUGUCAUCACUUGGUUCCCGGCUCACAUGGGCCGGAACGUCUCUCCCGGCUCGAUCAACCCCAAUGAGCUGGCCCACGACCAGGCGCGAGGUCUCGUCAACCGCGCCGGUCUGAGGGGCCCGGCUUCGCAGGGGAUCGACCGGACCACGGACCCGCUGCUUACUUUUCACGACAUCACGGCUCACUACCAGCUGGGACGCAGGCAGUUCCCGGCUCCUCACCCGAAGCUCGGCAGACCCCAGGCCUCGGUGUUGAGAAUGCUGCAGACGGGCUCAUUUCCGUCUCGAUCUAGGCUGAGCCACUACGCUCCGGGUGUGGAUCCCCGCUGCCCCGACUGCGGCGAGGCAAGGCAAGAAGACUGGGAAGAAGCCGUCAAGAGCGACGACCUUCAAGUCCAGCUUCGGGCUGUCCAAAGGGCCUGCGAAAGGGCCGAAGAUCACGGUCUUCCGCCCCCGGUGCAGGUGCGGCCCGCGACUACGACAUAGUCCCUUAGGACAAAAUAAAGUUUCUUGUCUGUCUGUCUGUC
Dermacentor silvarum is the source of this 607-nucleotide messenger RNA. RefSeq lists its product as uncharacterized. The record is from RefSeq and is a predicted model, not a curated record. Bases 6 to 566 code for a protein of 186 amino acids. Lineage: Eukaryota; Metazoa; Arthropoda; Arachnida; Ixodida; Ixodidae. The transcript has 2 exons.